AUGAAUUUGCAUCCUGGAGAUAAGACUGCCUUCGUGGUCGGCAACGGUGCACUCAGGCACUGGAAGGGCGCUAGUGUGAACGCCACCGCUACUUUCCAAUGUGGCAGACUGAAGAGAAGAAGCCUUCGGCCUGCUCGCAGCGGCGGUGCGACACAUCUGAGUUCCCAGGAAAGCGGAGCGACCAACACGGUUCGUGAACAGGGCCAGCUAACCUCGGCACCAGGUAAAACACAGUCGCUGAGUGCUUUCGAUCGUCGAUCCUGGGAGCUAGCGCACGGCGAUAUGAACGAGGAGGACUCCUACGUACUGGACUUACCCGACCUUCCUCAUGACCUCGUCGGCACCCUGUAUCGAAACGGUCCAUCCAAGUUCACCAUUGGCUCUCGACGAAUGCUUCAUCCCUGGGAAGGUGAUGGAGCCGUUGCAGCGUUCACGCUGCGCGGAGACGGAACAGUAUGGUUCCGCAAUCGUUUUGUUCGAACAGAGGGCUACUUAAAAGAGCGUCGCGCCGGCUAUCAGCUCUACCGCGGCACUUUUGCUACACCGCUGCCGGGUGGAAUCGUGACCAACGCGUUCCGCCUUGAGCAAAAGAAUCUCGCCAACACAAACGUGAUCUACCACGCGAACCAGUUGCUUGCCUUGUACGAAGGCGGCCUGCCCUAUGAGCUGCGCCCUGAUACGCUCGAAACGAAGGGCGUCUUCAGGCUCGGGGGGACGCUCACCGGCCCCAUGCCGAUGUUCACCGCACACCCGCACGUCGAUCCACUUCGCCGGGGACGCCUCGUGGGGUUCUCCUCUCGGAUGCAUUUGAAUGGGUUACGGAUCCGGUUUUUGGAAUUCGCAUCAGAGAAUUGGAAGCUAUGCUCGGAACGAACGGUGGACAUUGAUGGAUUUGGUUUCUUCCACGAUUUUAUGAUCACGCAGCGUUACUAUAUUUUGCUGCAGGCGCCACUGCGCUUCCAUCCGCUUCCUUUCGUGCUCGGACUCAAGUGUCCAGGAGAGUGUAUUACCUGGGAAGGGGAUCGAAUGCCGACGCGUUUGCUGCUGAUACCUCGCGACGACCCGGGUGCACCUGUGCGUGAGGUUCUGAGUGAGACCUGCACAGCGUUCCAUUUUGUGAACGCCUACGACGACGACGACGACGACGCUGUUGUUCUUGACGCUUGUCGAAUGGAUCGGUUGUUCCUGGGAGAGACUCGUCGCCAUCGAAACGGAUUGUCGCGCACGCAGCGUGUCGUGGAGGCAGUCGAUUUUGGGACCCAAGUUCCCAAGUGCAGCCUUUGGCGCUGUCGCAUACCGACUCGCAGCGGCAGCGGAACGCAGCGCGCAACCUGGCGUGAGGUGAAUACGACGCACGUUGACUUUCCGGUGGUGAACCCGAGCCGCCUUACGCAGCCGUAUCGCUAUGUGUACAUGGGGGCAAGCGCACUUGGCACGGAGCCAGGCCCUCUCAAGAACAUCAUCAAGGUCGACGCCGACACCGGCCAGACGCUAGCUACGUGGCAACCGCCAUCGGUCUACGAAUUCGCUGGGGAACCAGUUUUUGCGCCCCGCUUGAUCGAACCUGAUAAGGAAUCAGCGGAAGAUGACGGUUACAUACUCAGUGUGGUCAGUGACGGGUUGCAUCGGAGCACAUACUUGGUCAUUCUUGAUGCCUCGGAUCUCAAGCUCGUUUGCAAAGUGCCCCUACGAACGUUUCUUCCCAUGGGACUGCACGGUACGUGGACGGCGCAGGUUUUCCAACCCCAGCCCAAACGUCGCACAGUUCAGGAUCUGUUCGAGAGCAAGAACUGGAACGAAGUGGAUAGUUCACUACCCUUGUUCAGGUUCUGA
This is a messenger RNA of Cyanidioschyzon merolae strain 10D, 1833 nucleotides long. RefSeq names its product 9-cis-epoxycarotenoid dioxygenase, neoxanthin cleavage enzyme-like protein. Gene Ontology annotation, biological process: carotene catabolic process. Lineage: Eukaryota; Rhodophyta; Bangiophyceae; Cyanidiales; Cyanidiaceae. The transcript has a single exon. Gene Ontology annotation, molecular function: carotenoid dioxygenase activity. The record is from RefSeq and is a predicted model, not a curated record. The coding region runs from base 1 to 1833 and encodes 610 amino acids.